Lachancea mirantina is the source of this 2010-nucleotide messenger RNA. The record is from the annotation of a GenBank genome assembly. NCBI's taxonomy places the organism in Eukaryota, Fungi, Ascomycota, Saccharomycetes, Saccharomycetales, Saccharomycetaceae.
AUGGAAGGGAGGUUUGGCAACCGAAAUGUAAUCAAUGUGGUGCACGAAGUAGGCAACUCACUUGCAGAGAACCUGAACAACGAAAACGAAGCAGUUGGAGGGUCUGAAGUAGACAAGAGCAGUCAUGGAGCGCACAAGCUCGAAUUUCGCAACGAGGGCGUCAAAGUGCAGCAAUCUAGUCAAACAGUCAGCAAAGAAAAAGUGAAUGUUGGUCUGUCGCUUAUUCACAGCAUUCUUUUCAAUGUACUCGCACAAAUUAGAACGCAUGAUAGCUACUAUGCGUGCUAUACCAGCGCCAAAAAACAUUUCGAGGGCAAAAAGUUGGAGCAAGCGGAGGUGGACACUCUAUUUAACAUUCUGAUGCAGUACCCAAACGCCAUUUUGUCUGCCAUGUAUCUUCCGGUGCUCCUGCGGUUUCUGGAAUGGUGUGAGCAAACGGCAAACAUACCAAGCAGUGUAAGGAUAGGAAGGUCGCUGGUGACCCCGUACAAGUGUCUACUUUUCCUGCAUGACAAUUGGGAAGACUAUCAGUAUAACACGGGAACGUUAUACCAAGCCUUUGAAGCCUUCAAGCUUUUGCAGAGUCUUCAGAUGGCCCUGUUCCCAGGAAGUAAGCCAAUCACAUACAAUGAUCCAUCCGAUGCUGACGCGGCAGAUGUAGCUUGGCGACCUUUGGCUGACUCCGAAAUUGAGGGAAUCAUUGAGGCGCUAACGCAACAAGGUGGCUUUGGAAAUUUUGAAACCGUCGACAAGGCCAUUGCAUCCUCCUCGUCCCAACGACCUCCUAUGGCGGAAAAUGUACACGUACCAGCUCCACCCGUAUAUCCUGUCUUGGGCACGUCACACCCUUCAGCGACAAGCCCCGUCGCAAUGUCUUUUCAUACCUUAAAUCCUAGCACUUAUGCGCAUCCUCCGUUAUCCACAACCGAUUUUGCAGAACCUUUAAGUGGUCAUUAUACCGUUCCUGAGGGUCUCGCUACCAGCGAAAAUAAAUCCGAAGCCAUUUUCAAUAAGACCAUCGCAGAUAUGGUGCAACGCCUGUACAAACUGGAAACUUCACAAGCAAGUGUGAUCAGCGACAAUGUGGCACUUAAAGCGACUUUGGAGAAUUUGAGGACCAGACUUGCGGUGCUCGAGAGUCAUUUAGACGACAUCACUUCCAAAAGGUCGGAAACUCAGUCUGCGUUUAGCAGAACUCCAAUGAAAGUGCACAAGGCGUCUUCCAGAACAUCUCCCAGUUCAGUCUUGAGUGCCAUCAAUCCAAUCAGCGCUGGCUUAAAAAUCGAACCGGCGUCUCCAUUCAGCAUGGAAAAGCAGCCAAAGACUGCAAUGGCGGACCCAAAUUUAACCGAAUACGAUCGACCUUUCUCCUACGAAUCUGCAUCUGUUCCUCCACAGGGAACAACGAGUCUAUCUGUCGUCCAACCUUCAGAGCAAGCCGCAGCUGAACCAAAUCCUGAAGACGUAAUGUACCUAAAUUCCGAUGUUCUCGGAAUUCACGAGCCACACGACAUAAUAGCACCGAAGACACUUUCCAGAAAGCCAAGGCUUAAAGUAAAGGAUGUUCGAGGUGCUCGAUUAUCAAAAGGUGAGCAGUACCAGCCGCCACUUACCGCAGAAGGGAAAAGCUAUUUCUUGGACGAAUCCGGAAGACUAGCUAUCGUGAUGGCCAACGAUCAAGAUUCCAUAUAUGGGAUCUAUAACGAAUACUAUCAAUCAUUAAAGCCGCAGGUUGAAGCGUUUGUCGGCGACCUAGGAAAGAAAUCACUUGUACAGUUUCGCAAAAAGAGGACUUUCCAGAAGAAGAAAGCCUUCGUGUAUCUUGUUGAGCGUAUUGCUCACUUGCGUGGCAUUCCUGCUGAGAAGGUUCUUGAUAUGAUAGAUGAAGUUCGCAUCAAAGAAAACAAAUCGGUUGUAUGGGCAUGCAAUAAUUUGGGCUUAUUGAAGGGGGCCAUUGCGCAACAUCACUCGGAAUUAAAGGAUGCCGUUCUGUCAGAAACGGAACAAUAA